Sinocyclocheilus rhinocerous is the source of this 2687-nucleotide messenger RNA. Its product is annotated as suppressor of cytokine signaling 5-like. Gene Ontology annotation, cellular component: phosphatidylinositol 3-kinase complex. Gene Ontology annotation, biological process: intracellular signal transduction; phosphatidylinositol phosphate biosynthetic process. The transcript is spliced from 3 exons. Lineage: Eukaryota; Metazoa; Chordata; Actinopteri; Cypriniformes; Cyprinidae. The coding region runs from base 295 to 1881 and encodes 528 amino acids. Gene Ontology annotation, molecular function: 1-phosphatidylinositol-3-kinase regulator activity. The record is from RefSeq and is a predicted model, not a curated record.
CGUAUCCGCCGGAACACAGAACUUCGCGCAAUUGGAGUCCCUUGAUGUCAGUCAACAGAAGCUUUGCCACCACCACGUCUCCUGAUUCUCUUCACUGCUGCACUUGGCGACCAUAUCGGCAGUCAGGGAAAGAAAUGCCAAAGGGAUGAGGGGAUCGUAGGCCAUGUAAAUACAAAAUCCUCGGGAAAAUGUACCCGACUAUUCUUGUUAGCAUUUUUUUCGCAAACAAAAGAAGACACCCGAAAAAACAAUAAAAGAGCACGACAGAAGGAUCGAUCCAGGUGCCCCCACCUCAUGGAGAAGGUUGGCAAGGUGUGGAGCAACCUUAAGAAGGGAUGUCAAUCUCUGCUCCACACAGAUGGGGGUUCUCGAAUUGAAAUGCCACCACAUCUUCAACCGCAAACAGACACAGUAUGCCAGAGUGUGGACAAGGCCCAGGGAGACAACACACUGGAGGCUGCUAGUCCUUCUAGCAGUGUGGCGGCACUCCCUCUAGUGGUAUGGAGGACCGGUGGGAGUGUGACACGACAGGUCCAUAACUGUGUAGUGGAUGUACCCCAGAUACUAGAGAUCACAGUCGAGCAGGAUACCGAAGAUGCUCGUGCUCCCUUGGGAGCCCGCAGAGACUCUUACUCACGUCAUGCACCUUGGAGUGGAAAGAAGAGACACUCAUGUUCCACUAAGGCUCAGAGUUCUCUGGAGACCACAGAUCAGCGAUCAGGCCGGUCUCGGCGCAGACGUGGGACUGGUAGCAGCCGUGAGGAGCUGGAGUCAGGGGCAGCACGCUCCCUAUGGCAGCAGAUUCAUGACACAGUGGGCCUGUGCCUCCCACUGCGCUCAUCCUCUCGGAACAGUCACCUUCCACCACCCAAACGUAAGAUACAAAUCACAGAGCUGAUGCUGGAGAUGUGCCCCUUCGCACCAGGAUCAGACCUUGCUCGAAAAUGGCACCUCAUUAAACAGCACACAGCACCAGUCACAGUGACACCAGUAGAUUCAUCCUCAGAUGCUUGCGGUGUUACCUGUGCAUCGCCGGAAGAUGAGGAGGAGCACUUGAGAGAGAGAAGACGACUCAGCAUCGAGGAGGGUGUUGACCCACCUCCAGAUGCCCAAAUCCACACAGUGGAGGCUAUCACAGCCCCUCUGGCUUCCAUUUAUAAACUGGGACCUAAGUUGGCCCCUGGAAUGAGUGAGGCCCUAGGCGAUAGCCGGGGGGCAACAGCAGCUAACUGUGACUCUGAGGACGAUGAUACCACCACUCUUUGCUUGCAAGCUCGCAGGCCCAAGCAGCGACACGCUUCGGCGGAGGGCCUCCUGAGCAGCAAGCAACAGGGGCCUUGGAAGGUACACACUCAGAUUGACUACAUCCACUGCUUGGUUCCAGAUCUGCUACAGAUCACAGCACUUCCCUGCUACUGGGGUGUGAUGGACCGUUAUGAGGCUGAAGCCCUGCUGGAUGGUCGGCCCGAGGGAACCUUUCUCCUGCGAGACUCGGCUCAAGAAGACUACCUGUUUUCCGUUAGCUUCCGUCGCUAUGGCCGUUCGCUGCACGCACGCAUUGAGCAGUGGAAUCACAACUUCAGCUUUGAUGCACACGACCCUUGCGUGUUCCAUGCAGCCACCGUCACGGCACUUUUGGAACACUACAAGGACCCUAGCGCUUGCAUGUUCUUUGAGCCAUUGCUCACUGUGCCUCUGCACCGGACCUUCCCAUUUGGCCUGCAAAGCCUGGCUCGAUCAGCCAUUUGCAAUGGGAUCACCUACGAUGGCAUCGGGGCACUGCCAAUGCCCCCUGCUCUGCGGGACUACCUCAGGGAGUAUCACUAUAAGCAGAGGGUGCGCGUACGCUGGCUUGAGAGGGAGCCAGUCAAGGCCAAGUGAGGCAGGGCAGAUACUUCUCAGCUCUCCAACAGGAGUAGUCCAUUAAGCACUUUGCAGAGGUGGAGGAAUUCGUUUUUUUUUUUUUUUUUUUGUGGAGGGGAAAGGGUUAAAAGGAGGGACUUGAAACUGAACACUAAAAGCUUCUAUCAUUUUUUGCUAUCACUCUAACAAACAAAGAAUUUACAUAUACAGUGGCUCUCCAGUGUGCACAUUUCACUACAGCUUCUGGACUAGGAAGAAGCAGCAGAGGUCUUAGUCUCCUUUUUCCUUCUCCCUCAGUUCCCAUGGCUGUGGGGGAAUCUGCAGAUACAGAUAUUUUCAUGCCCCUCCACUCUUUCACUGCUUGACUAUGUGGUUUAUAGCCAUUUCACUUUAUUUGUGUUGUACCAUUCACCUGUUUUUAAUCCCCUUGCAUUAAAUAUGCAUUGUUAAUGUUUAUUCAAAGUAACAUUGCGGACAAAUUUUUAGGUGAGGGGAAAUGAAGGGUGAUGUUCAAAUAUUGCUUUCCCAGCUUCUUUCAUCAUCCUUAGCUUUCAUGGUGCUCUGUCAGUGGUUCCUAUGGUAACAUUCUGCGCUCAUUCCGUUGUUAAAGGGGGAAGCGUUCUAGAGCAGGACACAGAAAGGCUUUCACCCUGCUCAUUGAGAACGAGACGGAGAAAUCCAUGAAAGAUAGAUUGACCUUAAACUAUGUGUCCAGACAGCUUUUGGGAAUGCGUUGCAGUGGAGGGAAGGGUUCUGUGGCGUUCUGCUUCCGGGAAGCGAUAAGGAUGAUAUGCACAACGUGACGCGGUGUGAUGUGAGAGCGC